GCACGUUAACACGAACGAACGUGUGCGCAGAUCGGUAGAGCGAUAGAGCUAUAGAGAGUGUAUGAGCUAUAGAGAGAAAUCAGAGCCGAGUGUACGCGUACAUAUAAAGUGCAGUAGAGCUAUACUAAGUAUAGCUUCUAUUUCGAUCUGUCUUGUGUCUUUAGUCAGCAUCAAUAUCAACCGAAAAUGGAAAGCUUCUGGCAAGAGUUGAAAUCAUUACUAAAGACCUUACUCUGCUUUGUGGUGGCUGUGAUGCUAAUGCCUUUGCUGCUCUUAUCGUUCCUAUGCGCACACUUUGGCAACGAGCUGGCCAACUACAUACUGAGCAUCAAGUAUCCCAAUCUGACCAUCUCCAAGUCGAAGAAGAUUCGCACAUUGAUCGACACUCAGAAGAAUGCCGGCAUCUUUCACUUUCUGCUGCAGGUGGAGGGCGCCUGCGACUUUGAGCUGAUCAAGCGAUCGUAUGCCCAGCACCUGACGGAUCUGCGCGACAAGACGGGCAUGCUAAGGUUUCCCAAGCUGCGACAGAAGCUGGUCAACUGUUGGGGUCACUAUGCCUGGGUGAAUGAUAGCAGUGGCUUCAACAUCAGCAACCACGUGCUACUCAGCAACCACAAGUACCGCGGUCGAACUGUCAACGAGUCGAAUAUCCAGGACUAUGUGAGCGAGCUGGCCACCAAGUACAUACCCUCGGACCUGCCCCAAUGGCAGGUGAUUGUGAUACCCAGCUCGGACAGCGCCCAGCCCUACUACAUUCUGAUCAAGCUGCACCACCUAAUCAUCGCCGAGGAGGAGGAUCUGCAUGUGGGCGAGAUGCUGCUGCUGCACGACACCGAAAAGAGCACCGUGAUGACCCUCACCGAUGGCGGUCUCGGCCAGAGUCCAACCCAGCAGCUGUCCCACUUUGUGCGCCAGCCGGAGCACAUCAGUCGACUGGUGCAUCAUGUCAUGCACUUGGUCAUCUGUCGCUGGCAGCAGUUUAUCUACGAGUUCGAGUCCCUGGAGACGCCCGAUGGCGCCUCAUCCAGCAUCCAGGUGCGGUCGCUCAGUCAGCUGUUGUCUCUGAUCCUUAUUGUGCUGGUGAAUGUGGUGCUGGGGUACUGGCGCAGUCGCUCCAAGCUGCUCAAGCUGAAACGUCGUUCCAGUGGCCAUAGGAAUGAUGUGGGGCGCCUAAUGACGAUUCGAUUGCUGCUCAAACGCGAGCUGGAGCAGCGCAAUCUCAGCUGGAUGGUGGCCAGAAUGGCCCUGUACAAUAGUCUGCAGCCGACGAAUCUGGCCAAGGUCUGGACCCGCUUCAUGUGGCGGCUCAAUCUCAAUCAUGUGCUGCUGCUGCCGUACCACUGCUACUGCGAGGCCCUGGCCCUCAGGGAUGUCCUGCUGAGGGGUCAGACCCGCUACACCUCCACCUACUGUGCCCGGCUGCAUCUGUAUGUGCCGCUGCUGCUGUACGCCCAACUGGAGCUGUUCAAGAUAUGCUGGGAGCUGUUCAAGGCGCCACGCAACAUCUACGAGGUGCUGUUCGAACAGCCCACCAGAGAGCUGAAUAUUCUGCACAAGAAAUCCUAUGCGGGCAGGAAAAUAGUCUCCUUCAGUCGCUCCAUCGAUGGCACCCAGCUGAGGGACCGACAUCGGGGCAGGUUCAACGAUCAGCUGCGUGAGUCGGACUUCAGUCUGACGUGCCUGGCCGGCGCCGUGCACGAUUACUUCAACACCUUCGCCGAUCUGGCGCCAGUGCCCUCGCUGUUGAACACCACUUGUAGGACCAUUUCGAAGGGAUACUUCACCGAUCGCCGGGGCGACAAGUCCAAGCAUAUUGGGGGUGUGGUCUUCCUGCAGCUGCCACUGCGACAGCCGGAUGAGGAGCAUGCCCGGCACUUGCACGGAAUUGUGGAGCGCAUCCGGCGGCAGCAGAUCAUGAUCUAUUUGGCCUCGAUCGGCCAGACCAAGUACAGCAUGCUAACGGCCCUCCUGCCGCAUGUCCUCACCAAGAUCUUCAUCAACUUCUUCUCGUACAAUUUUCCCAUUACGAUCACAGAGAUCUAUGGGUCCACGGCCGAGUUCCAGUCGGCUUGGGGCCAGAGGGUGCAGGAUGUGCUGCUCUUCAGGCCACCGCAAUCGAAGACUUGCCUCUCCCUGAAUCUGCACCGCUUCGGGGAUAAGUACAGGCUGGCCAUAAUGGCGGACACCCAUCUGGCGCCUGAUCACACGAUCAUAACCCGAUCGUUCGAACGAUAUAUGGAGACAGUCACACUCUGAUUCCACAACGAAGAUUCUCUGUUUCCUUACACAAAAUACAAUUAUGGGGGAACUCAAAUAUCACAAUAUCAAGUAUACGAAAUAAAAACUAUUAACUAUUAAAAUGCAAGUUUUUAUGG
Drosophila obscura is the source of this 2375-nucleotide messenger RNA. RefSeq lists its product as uncharacterized. The transcript has 4 exons. Gene Ontology annotation, biological process: triglyceride biosynthetic process. The coding region runs from base 187 to 2256 and encodes 689 amino acids. The record is from RefSeq and is a predicted model, not a curated record. Gene Ontology annotation, molecular function: long-chain-alcohol O-fatty-acyltransferase activity; diacylglycerol O-acyltransferase activity. Gene Ontology annotation, cellular component: plasma membrane. Lineage: Eukaryota; Metazoa; Arthropoda; Insecta; Diptera; Drosophilidae.